AAUCUUUUUGGUUUAUUGACACUUUUCCUUCCAUCCUCCUCUUCCUGAAGCUUCUCCCGACAGCCUCUUUCUUCCAACGUUCUCCUGUCGACGGAUCCUUUUCAACUCUCUGUAAAAACGCCCGUUUUUGCAAGACCCGUGACACUCAAAUGGCAGACGCCGCCGGAGAUACGACCAAAGCGUCGCCCGCGAACACACUACCGAAGCGGUGGGGCGACGAAGAGGACGAUCCUGCGAUGGUGUCGACCGCGUCUUCUUCGAAUUCAGAGGAGAAAGCCGCAUCGGAGCUCAAGGUCGAGGCUUUGACCAUCAACGACGAGGAGAGCAAGAACAACGAGUUACUCGAUGAGCCCCAUGAAUCUAACAUCAAAACGGUUACUGACACACUCUAUGAAUCUGCUAGUAGUUUUGAGGAUUUAAACUUGUCACCAGAGUUGCUGAAGGGCUUGUAUGUGGAGAUGAAGUUCCAGAAGCCCAGUAGAAUCCAGGGGAUUAGUUUACCGAUGAUAUUGAAUCCUCCACACAAAGAUUUGAUAGCUCAGGCACAUAAUGGUUCUGGUAAGACUACUUGUUUUGUGCUUGGGAUGUUGAGUCGCAUUAAUCCCAAGUUGAAGGCUCCUCAGGCACUUUGUGUCUGUCCCACAAGAGAGUUGGCUAUUCAGAACAUUGAAGUUCUUCAAAAGAUGGGGAGGUACACUGGUAUAACUUCGGAGUGUGCUGUGCCAGCGGACAUUAAACAAUAUGUGCCAAUAUCAAAAAGAUCGCCGGUCUCAGCACAAGUUGUCAUUGGAACUCCUGGUACGAUCAGGAAAUGGAUGGAAAAUAAGAAAUUGGGCGUGAGUCAAAUCAAGAUUCUUGUUUUUGAUGAGGCUGAUCACAUGCUUGCUGAGGACGGAUUUAAGGACGAUUCCGUGAAAAUAAAGAAGGAUAUUGAAAAAACGAGUUCUCACUGCCAGGUUCUUCUGUUUUCUGCUACUUUUAAUGAAAAUGUCAAAAAAUUUGUAUCAAAGAUAGUCAAAGACUACAAUCAACUUUUUGUCAAGAAGGAAGAACUGUCUUUAGAGGCUCUGAAGCAGUACAAAGUUCGUUGUCCUGAUGAACACAUAAAGACUCUUGUGAUUAAAGACAGAAUAUUAGAAUUGGGAGAGAAACUGGGUCAGACAAUUAUAUUUGUACGGUCGAGAAAUAGUGCCGGCAUAUUGCAUAGGGCACUUGUUGACCUUGGUUAUGCAGUUACUACCAUUCAAGGUGCUGUCAAUCCAGAAAUUAGAGACAAAAUAGUCCAAGAGUUCAAAAAUAACUUAACUAAAGUUCUUAUAUCAACUGAUAUUCUUGCCCGAGGCUUUGACCAGCAACAGGUUAAUCUGGUUAUUAACUAUGAUCUUCCAGUGAAAUAUGAAACCUCGGAGCCUGAUUAUGAGGUGUACUUGCAUAGGAUUGGUAGGGCAGGGCGUUUUGGCCGCAAGGGAGCUGUGUUUAACUUGCUGUGUGGCGCUAGGGACGAGGAGCUCAUGUCAAAAAUUGAGGAAUAUUUUGGCUCCAAAGUCGCAGAGGUGAAGUCUUGGGAUAGCGAAGAAGAUUUCAGCAAUGCCCUUGAACUGGCGGGAUUGUUGUGAUGAUCCUGCGUAUCACUCAUAGGGCGAUGUCCCUCGGCAUUGUUUAAUAUUUUCUAUUUUGUUAAGACUCAUACAACUAAGAUGAUGAAGAGUGAAAAACAAUUUUAUAUUUUUCUUUUUACAAAACCUUCUACUGUCACAUUAUUUUUGUUCUAUGGCAGUUUAUUAAAUAUUAUUUCAUUAACAACAUUUAUUUA
Molecule: messenger RNA, 1813 nt
Organism: Alnus glutinosa
Lineage: Eukaryota; Viridiplantae; Streptophyta; Magnoliopsida; Fagales; Betulaceae
Product: DEAD-box ATP-dependent RNA helicase 38
Exons: 8
Coding region: 150-1616 (488 amino acids)
Biological process (GO): poly(A)+ mRNA export from nucleus
Cellular component (GO): nucleus; cytoplasmic stress granule
Molecular function (GO): RNA binding; RNA helicase activity; ATP binding
Source: RefSeq, a predicted model, not a curated record